Messenger RNA from Staurois parvus, 423 nucleotides. Lineage: Eukaryota; Metazoa; Chordata; Amphibia; Anura; Ranidae. The record is from the annotation of a GenBank genome assembly.
AUGUCUGGCAGCUUCUAUUUUGUGAUUGUGGGACAUCAUGACAAUCCAGUAUUUGAGAUGGAAUUUUUGCCCCCAGGAAAGACUGAGUCCAAGGAUGAUCAUCGCCAUCUGAACCAGUUCAUCGCCCAUGCAGCCCUGGACCUAGUAGAUGAAAACAUGUGGCUGUCGAACAACAUGUACCUCAAGACAGUUGACAAGUUUAAUGAAUGGUUUGUUUCGGCUUUUGUAACAGCUGGACAUAUGAGAUUCAUUAUGCUGCACGAUGUCCGACAAGAAGAUGGAAUAAAGAAUUUCUUUAAUGAAGCAUAUGACUUAUACAUCAAGUUUGCCAUGAAUCCUUUUUAUGAAGCAAACACUCCCGUUCGAUCUACUGCUUUUGAUCGUAAAAUACAGUUCCUUGGCAAGAAACAUCUAUUAAGCUAA